GAUUCUGACUCAGGAGGACUCGGGAGUACCGCGUUGGGUCAUCUGAAGGAGCCAGCUGCUGUGCUAGUGUUUAGCGCGGCCUCUGUUGGAACAGCAGCCAUGGCGGACGCUGAGCUCAGCUCUCAGGCUGACCAGCUGUAUGAACAGAUGGAAUAUGCCAAAAUAGUGGAGAUACUCGAGCCAAAGAAGGAGUGUGACGACGUGGAGCUGCUGUGGCGUCUGGCCCGGGCCAUGUACGAGCAACACAAACGGCUCGGCUCGGACGCCGAGAAGCUGUCCUACCUCCAGCAGGGAAAGGUGACCGUGGAGCGUGCCAUGCAGCUCAACGACAAGCACCCCAACUGUCACAAGUGGAUGGCCAUCUACCUGAACGCCAUCACAAAGCUGCAGGGCUCGCGGGCGCAGAUCGAACAGGGCCAGGUCAUCAAGGGCCACAUGCUGAAGGCCUGCGAAUACGGUCCGUCCGACCCGACCAACUGGCACCUGAUCGGAAUGUGGGCGUUCACCGUGGCCGACAUCUCCUGGACCAUGCGCAAGCUGGCGCAGGUGAUAUUCGGCGAGCCGCCCAAGGCCACCUUCCAGGAGGCGCUCGAGUACUUCCUGAAGGCGGAGGAGGCCCAGCCGGGCUCCUAUAGUAUGAAUUUACUUAUGAUCGCCAAGUCGUAUCAGAAGCUGAAGGACAACGACAACGCGAUCGUGUACCUGAAAAAGACCCGGGAUUACCCAGUGAAGACUCUGGACGACCAACAGGCUCACAAAGAGGCGGUGGACUUGCUGAAAUACUUGGGAGUAAAGGACUGAGUCCGGGCCGUCGGCUGACGGUCUAACCAGCUCGCCGACAGAGAAGCUAGCCGUACUAUAUGAUAGAGGGGCACACGGACGCCACACUCGGGUGUGAAUGGACGGUGGGCAUCGCCGGAUAGUCACGUAUCAGCACCGUCUCGAAGCUGCCCUUGUAAACAAUUCAGCUGCCCUUGGAAGCGUAGGCCGCUUAUGCCCGAUCACCAAUUGAAUCCCGAUUAUGAAUGGGAGGUUUACUAUAUCGAUUUUGCUGCGGAAUGAGUGGAAGUGGAUAUCAUUCAAAUAUCACAAAUUUCCGAACUUUUCCAGUUGGGCCGUCUUUCAUCAACUUCAGACAGUCUGGAUCGCUUUGAGAUGUAUUUUGAAAGCGAUAAAAUGGUAGUGAUAAGCAAGCCAACAGCGACAUUUCAGACCGCACUGUGAUUACAAAGUGUUUGGUUGUUGCAAACUGGAUUAUGAGCGCUGUGUGCCAUUGAUAGUGCCGUGUUUAUUUGUAGCGUGUUUUUUUUUGUGCCAUUAUUGACGAAAGACAUUGGACUUAUACAUUUCAAUGUGCCUUGCGCCAACUACGUGAAGGACUUUGCUUUCUUUGAAGCACCCUGCUCAAUAUAUCAUGACAGAACAUUGAAUAA
Amphibalanus amphitrite is the source of this 1433-nucleotide messenger RNA. RefSeq names its product regulator of microtubule dynamics protein 1-like. The record is from RefSeq and is a predicted model, not a curated record. The coding region runs from base 100 to 801 and encodes 233 amino acids. The transcript is spliced from 6 exons. Gene Ontology annotation, cellular component: cytoplasm; spindle microtubule; mitotic spindle pole. Lineage: Eukaryota; Metazoa; Arthropoda; Thecostraca; Balanomorpha; Balanidae. Gene Ontology annotation, molecular function: microtubule binding.